Molecule: messenger RNA, 957 nt
Organism: Diplodia corticola
Lineage: Eukaryota; Fungi; Ascomycota; Dothideomycetes; Botryosphaeriales; Botryosphaeriaceae
Product: gnat family protein
Exons: 2
Coding region: 1-957 (318 amino acids)
Source: RefSeq, a predicted model, not a curated record
AUGGCACCAACUCUCCAGCUCUCCCGCGCCACCGAGGCAGACAUCGAUGCGUUCCUCGACCCAAUAUAUGCCGCGUUCGAGGGCAACGACAUCCGCACCAUGUUCUUCGGCCACGACAAUCCAGCCCACCGAGCAAGCACUAAAACCCGUAUCGCGGAAUGGAUGCGUGAGGGAAACCACAAUGUCUGGCUCAAGGUCGAGGAGAAAGAGACGGGCCGGAUCGUGGGUGGGAGUUGGUGGAUGGUCAGUCCCAUUUUGUGGUCCUUCCCUGAAUAUAUACACCUCCUUUCCCGUUCACAAGAGCACACCGAGAAGCCGAAAACGAUAUCAAACCCCAUCCCAAAAGAACGCCACGCACAUACAAAAACAAAAACAGAAGCAAGAAAGAAACAAACGAACCACACAACCCACCCACCCACCCACCGAACCAGCUUUGCUAACCGCAGCGGCCAACCACCCAAACAGAUAUACCCCCACUGGACCCCCAACCCGGCCCUCACCCCCUCCGCCGCCGCCGCGUCCGUCACCCUCCCCUUCCUCUCCUCAUCCGGCCCCACGGACCGCGCCAUGGGCGAAGCCCUCAUGUCCUCCUUCCUCGCCCGGCGCGCGCGCCACAUGUACGGCGAGCCGCACGUCCUCCUCGCCCUCCUCUUCACCCACCCCGCCCACCAGCGCCGCGGGGCGGGCUCGCUGCAGAUGCGCUGGGGCGCGGCGCUGGCAGACGGGCUGCUCGUGCCGCUGUGGGUGGAGGCGACGGCGGCGGGGCGGCGGCUGUACGAGCGGCACGGGGCUGGGGGCGUCGAGGAGGUGCGGGAUGAGGCGCGGGCGGCGGGUGAUGUGACGGGUGAUGCGGUGGUGGCGUCGGAUGGGAGGGGGGUUUGGGUGUGUGAGUAUACGAUGAUGAGGAGGGAGCCGGGGUCGAGGGUUGUGGUGGCGAGGGAGGGAGGGGGGAUUUGA